Messenger RNA from Fusarium sp. VM40, 1566 nucleotides. The record is from the annotation of a GenBank genome assembly. Lineage: Eukaryota; Fungi; Ascomycota; Sordariomycetes; Hypocreales; Nectriaceae.
AUGGCUGGAUUAGCCCUCAAUAUGGCCUCACGGCCGACAAUUGCAGCACCGCUCAUUCUGCUGGUGUCAUAUGUCGUAUACCGCCUCUUUUUCAAGCCAUCUGGUUUACCUGAUCUUCCUAUAAUUGGUGCUCGAAAGAGCGAUUGGUUUCCAAUCUUGCAAGCCAAGAUCCGAAAUUCCUUCGAUGUCAAGGCAGCGCUAAAUUCAGCAAAGGUCCAGUACAAGGAUCAAGCUGUCAUUGUUCCCUUGAUUGAUAGCGGAAAUAUUGUUUAUUUGCCAAGGUCGGAUACGAAGUUUGCUAGCGAGCAACCAGUUAAUGCUCUUAGUAUGCACGAGUCUGCGCAAAAGGAUUUGCAGACAGAUUACACCACCAUGGACCCGUCGCUGACGCAUGACCCGAUUCAUCUUGAGCUGGUGGCUACUACUCUCACCAAGGAAGUCGGAAACCUCAUCCCAGAUCUUGCUGAUGAAAUUGAGUACUGCUUCAGCAAGCACUGGGAAAACGAUGGCGACUGGAAGGAAGUCUGUGUUUUCGAGACAAUGCAACAAAUGCUGAGCGGAGUUACCAAUCGCGUAUUUGUCGGAUUUCCCUUAUGUCGAAACGAUGAGAUGCUCAAGCUGGUCGUUGCAUUUGCUCAAGACAUCCCCCUCUCUUCCACCAUAAUGAAGGCUUUCCCAUCUUUUAUCAAGCCACUUGUGGCCCCAUUGAUUACCCUGCCGAACAGGAUUCAUACUCGCGAAUUCGAGAAGAUGAUUGCACCUGAGAUCAAAGCACGGUUAAAAGAGUACGAUGUUCAAGAGCGUGGAGAGAAUAGCAAGAAGUCUGAGCGAAAUGACUUCUUACAGUGGUCUGUGGAACAAGCGAAAGGAAUAGGAAACCCUAAGAACUGGCAGACCAGCGCCAUUGCUCAGCGUAUCCUGCUCCUGAACUUCGCUGCUAUUCACACCACCACUUUCGCCGCUACUCACGCUCUCUUGGAUAUUGCAUCAUCAGCGCCCGAACUGAUCACAGAGCUGCGUGACGAGAUCGAAAUUGUGUUUCAGCAGCACGAUUACCACUGGAACAAACGAGCCGUCGCGCAGCUAGAAAAGCUCGACUCCGCCAUCCGCGAAAGCCAGCGUAAGAACUCCAUCGUUGUCAUCGGCGUACUAAGGGAAGUUGUCGCCAAAGACGGCGUAACAUUUCCAUCAGGAACACAUGUCCCCAAGGGCCUUAGGAUAGGUGUUCCUGGAUACUCGGUGCACCAGGACAGCGAAGUCUACACGGAUCCCAGCGCUUACGUUCCCCUUCGCUUCUACGAAGCUCGACAGAAUGAGUCAGAUGAAUAUGUUAAAAGCGCACGGAAUGCUCUUCCAACGGCGACGAAGGAUUUUUUGGCGUGGGGUCUCGGGCGGAAUGCGUGUCCGGGGAGGUUUUUUGCUUCCAAUGAGGUCAAGAUGAUGAUUGCUUAUGCACUGCUGCAUUAUGAUAUUGGGCAUUUGGCGGAGCGACCUAGGAACACAUGGAUUGCUCAGAACCGAAUUCCUCCUAUGAAGGCAACACUGAAGAUCAGGAAGAGGGUCUGA